UUUCAGAGUUGGCUUGAUUUUAGGCUUGUAGGUUACAUCUACGGAAAGACAAAUGUUGGACUAGCAAAGGCGACCAGACCAUCAUCCUGUCUCACCCUGUGAAAUUGGAGCAUUUCGGUUAUAAUUCGUUGACGCGAAGGAAGCUUCUGUAUUGGGCCGCGGGCGUUUCAGCGUAUCACCGUAUCAAAUAUAGGCCUUACGUUACAUUAGGGUUUACUUUUCUUUAUCUUUUUCCUUCCAUUUUCGCCCUGAUACGACUCGACGGUCGGAUUUCCUUCGCCGGAAUUGUAAUUUCUGUCAGAAACUCCGACCGCGAUCGUUGGGCCUUUCUCUAAGCUCACCUGUAUAUUGGCCCACGUUCAAUCGGUUCUUUAAGGUUUGCAUGCUAGAGAAAUUCAGACAGGACGGUUGAUUGAUCAAAUAACCGAUUCCUCCGUUACGGAGUUCUAAGUUUAUACUCGGGAUGCAUUCCUGUGAUUUUGUUUCGAACAGGAAUCAUUGGUUAUAGAUGAAUCAUCGGGGUUCUUAGACAAUUUGGAGUUUUAAUUGCCACGAAUAGAUUUACUCUGUAAAAUUUUCAUCAAACCGGCGGUGUCUCGCCUCGCCGUCAGGCUCGAUAAAUUAUUAUUUUGUUACUGGAGGUGGACUGAGGGGAUUUUGGUUACAAAUUCAGCUGCAGUUGGUCAUCUUUCCAUUCAGUUAGCUGCAGUUUUAUUGGAGACUUUUGACUCGAUCGUCCUUGCUGUUAUUAUUUGCAGAGGAGGAUAAUUUGUUAUACAGGGUUUUUGAAGGAACACAAGGAUCAGAGGUUGUGUUUCCUUGUGAGCGAGGAUGACUAGUCAUGGAGGUUCUUCCAGAAAAAGCUCGGCUCUCAGUACCUCAUCAUCGCAGGGAAAGAAGAAAGCUUUGGAGAUUGGAGGCCCCGACCCCAGACGGAAAUCUUCUGCUUCAUCUCGUUCCAGUUCCAUAAUGCUAACUGGUGAGCGUACAGUCAAGCGGUUGCGAUUGUCAAGGGCCCUUACAGUACCUGAAAGUACAAAUGUCCAUGAGGCUUGCCGCCGGAUGGCUGCUCGCAGAGUUGAUGCUUUGUUGCUAACUGAUUCAAAUGCUUUACUUUGUGGGAUCUUAACAGACAAGGACAUAGCAACAAGAGUCGUUGCUCGUGAGGUAAAUAUUGAGGAUACACCUGUCUCCAAAGUCAUGACAAGGAACCCAGUUUUUGUUCUUUCAGACACACUAGCUGUGGAGGCUCUGCAGAAGAUGGUGCAAGGAAAAUUUCGACAUUUGCCUGUUGUGGAGAGUGGAGAGGUAAUUGCUUUACUGGAUAUUGCAAAGUGUCUGUAUGAUGCUAUUGCACGAAUGGAAAGGGCUGCUGAGAAAGGAAAGGCCAUUGCGGCUGCUGUAGAAGGAGUGGAAAAACAAUGGGGAACUUCAAUAUCUGGUCCCAAUACUUUCAUUGAAACUCUUCGAGAAAGGAUGUUUAGACCCUCUUUAUCUACAAUCAUUUCUGAGAAUACAAAGGUAGUAACUGUCUCACCUGGUGAGACAGUCUUAACAGCAGCAAAGAAGAUGCUAGAGUACCGGUUAAACUCUGCAAUUGUAAGUGUUGGAAACAAACCACAGGGAAUUCUAACUUCAAAGGAUAUAUUGAUGCGGGUCAUAGCACAAAAUCUUUCUCCAGAAUCAACUCCUGUAGAGAAGGUCAUGACCCCAAAUCCUGAAUGUGCAACAGUGGAUACACCAAUUGUUGAUGCUCUGCACACAAUGCAUGAUGGGAAGUUUUUACACCUUCCUGUUACGGAUCGAGAUGGAAGCAUUGUUGCUGUUAUUGACGUACUUCAUAUUACAAAUGCUGCCAUAGCUACAGUGGGAAGUAAUGGUGGAAUUGGAAAUGAGGCUACGAGCACCAUGAUGCAAAAGUUUUGGGAUUCUGCAAUGGCAUUGGGAUCAGUGGAAGAUGAAGAAGAGACACGAAGUGAGGGAUCCAUAAAACUGCCUUCCGAGGGAACAGACUUAGGGAAGUCUACUUAUCUUUCAUAUGCCCCCCCUAACACGUUCUCAUUCAAGAUUGAAGAUAAAAAGGGUCGGAUGCACAGAUUCAACUGCGAAACACAGAGUUUGACAGAUGUUAUAGCUUGCAUCCUUCAGAGGGUGGGAGAUGACAUCGACCGGAACCAUGUCCCUCAAAUUCUGUAUGAAGAUGAAGACCACGACAAAGUCAUGCUUGCAUCCGAUAGUGAUCUUGGAGCAGCUGUGGAUCAUGCAAGGCAAACUGGUAUGAAGGGUCUAAGGCUGUAUUUAGAUUAUUCAGGCACGGAUGAUCAUAGGAGGGCUGGGUCUGGAAGUUUGAGUUAUGCACACAAGGAUGCAUGGGCUGCUGCAUACAGUACAGUUGCAGCAGGUGCUGCACUUGUAGCAGGACUCGGUGUAAUGGCAUACUUGAAGAGAUCCUGAUUAGAGUGUCAUACAGAGGAAGAAACAUCUUUUGGGCCCACAGAUUACCAAUCUCUUCGACUCCCUAGGGGGGGGGGGGGAGGAAUGGGGAGAUUACAAUACUACAAGACAUGAGGCAAAUGCGUUUCUCCAACGCUAAAUGUGUAUUGAUUUGCGGGAAUGAAUAAUGAUAUUCAGAAGGUUGAACUUGCAUUUAAGGGGAAAAACUUUCCAACUUGCUAUUACCAUUCAAGUAAUUCAUGUUUUUUAUUCUUAAUAAAAGAAACAAUGGACGAUUCUGGUUUAAUCAAUAAAUUGGGUCAAAUCAAUCCAUUUAUAUAUUGAUGAUUGGUGA
Nelumbo nucifera (sacred lotus) is the source of this 2788-nucleotide messenger RNA. RefSeq names its product CBS domain-containing protein CBSCBSPB5-like. The record is from RefSeq and is a predicted model, not a curated record. Lineage: Eukaryota; Viridiplantae; Streptophyta; Magnoliopsida; Proteales; Nelumbonaceae. Gene Ontology annotation, molecular function: protein binding.